UCUCUGCCAAACUUAGUAUGUGUAUCUUCCCAUGUAGUUUGCGUGAUGACUAAAAACGUCUGUGAAAAGGAGACUACGUGCACUAGCUAUUUCUAAAGCGUUUCAUUUUUCCUUAUUCUUAAUAAUGAGAAGAUCCUGGAAUAGGAAAAGGAAAAUAAUAUAUACAGUACUGCUGGCAGGGUUUUGUUAUUACAUGUACAGGAAUCUUCAGCUUUCUAGUCUCGUUGGCAGUCCAGGAAAAACUCCCGUUAGAUGUCACAAAACCAAAGAAGAGAUUGCUCAACUUGUAAACAUCUCGCAUGCAGUUCACGAUAUCCUUGAGGAACUUGGUAUCAAACAUUGGUUGAUGUUCGGUUCGUUGUGGGGAAUCGUACGUAAAAUCCACAAUCCUUUACCAUGGGAUAAAGACGUUGAUAUAGGGCUGUCUGGCGACGACGAUAAUUUUUCAAAACUCACAAGAGAACAGUUUCUAUCUGCAUUCACUUCCAAAGGGUUUAUCUUGAAAGAGAGGCUAGAUCGCAAUGCAAUUAUUGGCGUUUUUAACAGCGAUCUUUGCCCAAAUGGUUGGGUCGACCUCUUUGUUUUUUACGACUACAGCGGCAAGAUGAAAAGGACAGGCUGGGAAACGUGGCUUGUUCCCAUCAACUAUAACCUGUUUUCGUCCUUUCCUUCUAGUGCUAUCCAGGGGUCUCUACCUAAAGCACGCUUUGGAGAUUUUGAGAUAUAUGUUCCUCGUGACAUUAUGUUGGUUCUACGAAAUGUUUAUCCGUAUAAUUGGUGGAAGGUUGAUAGACCCACGAACUGUAUCGAUGACUGAAAACAGUCCUGUUUUGAAGAAUAGCAAGCUAGUGAUGUCUUAGCAAGGAUGGGUUUUCGUAGAAAUUGGAUGAAAUACUUUAAGAGGAUCGUAACAGUGGCACUUCACAGAGUGACUCUAUCCACUGAAUUCCAAUUGAGAUUUAGAAGUUGACUUUUAUAUAUUCAAUAUAUUCUAAAUUCAAUUUCUUCUUGAUAUUCUUUAUCGAUGAUGUCUAGAAAAGUGCAAUUUAUCAAGCUAGCAGUCUGACUAAUAUUUGUUCCUCUGUCACACAUCAUCGUAUCAAUCUAUAUUUUAGAGCGUUUUCACUCACGUGAGAAGGCAGCUAUAAACAAUAGAAACUUUCUGCACAGUAUUUGCAUAAAAAUAGAGUUCAAUUCCUGGAGGAUAGAAAAUGUAUUGUUUUGGUAUCCCAUAAUGGCCGCUGUGACGUCACGUGAAAACGCUCUAUAAAUUGAAGGUUGAAGGUUGACUAAACCCAACAAGUGCUAUUCAUUCAGAUGGCAAUCAUUGCUGUCAAUGAACAAUGGAAAGGGGCUAGAUCUUACGUUUAGUAUCUUGAAUACAAGCUUGCAAACUGACAGUUCUUUAAAUAGAAAUAUUUGUGGUAAUCGAUGGAUAGGUCAAGUUUUCAAGUCCGAGCAUUUUGAUUGAAUCAGACGCGACUUGACGAAGGAUGUUCCGCUUCAUUUUGCAGUCACAUGUGGAAUCACAUGCCAUCACAAGCUAGGUUUCUGUGGUAUUAUAUCCGAUUUAAAAAAAAACGUUUAAACUGGCUUAAUCCAAAAUCUAACCACACAGGGCGAAAGAAGUACUAUUUUACAACAGUCAUCUAAUAUUUCUUUACUCUAUUUUACAAUUUAAUUAUUUACAUUUUUAAAAUAAUAUGAUACCAGAGAACGUGACAUAUCUUGGGCUACCUGUGGUGGAUUCAAAUCUGAUCUGCUGCGUGCGGUUUCAUACGAAUAUAUAAACUGGAUAUGAUAAGGCCUGUAACUAAACCUCAGGUCAUCGAUCAACCUCAUGACCGACUCGUUUAUUAGACAGGACAGGCGAAGAGGAAAUAACCUUUCGAAAAGAUCGAAAUCAAUUCCAUCACCAAUGAAGUUUUUUCCCGAUUUUUUUGAUCAUUAUAAUUUCAAACCUUCAUAUCGGAUUUUAAUAUGUUUAGCAUUUUUAGGGUUUGUUUUAACAUAUCGUUAGACUGAUGGCCAUAAGCCGUAGUUUUCGCUCCAUUGUGGGUUGUGGCCGCUCAAUUUAUCACACUUUAACUUAUUUUCUGUGCGAACGAAAACGAGGCUUGCGCAUAUUUGAUAAAUUCCCUCUAAGCCGUUAAAAGGUUUUUUUUAGCAUUUCCACGCUUUCUGUCAACUAAUUGUUUAUUUAUAACUAAAUAAAGUUUCAUUUGAAGUAGAUAGAAUAAAAAACGCAGAAUCGUGGUAAGGGUUUAUUGAGCAAAUGUAUCGUUGUCAGACGUUGAGCAAUCAAUAAUAAACUUGCUUCCAUCUGUUUAGAA
Actinia tenebrosa (Australian red waratah sea anemone) is the source of this 2333-nucleotide messenger RNA. Its product is annotated as fukutin-related protein-like. NCBI's taxonomy places the organism in Eukaryota, Metazoa, Cnidaria, Anthozoa, Actiniaria, Actiniidae. The record is from RefSeq and is a predicted model, not a curated record.